GAGUUUACGUCUACUUUUUGCUUGAACCGUGAGAAGAUGGCAGAAGAAAAUAAAAAAAUUUCCUUCGGUUUUUCAAAGUCUAUAAAAAAGCCAAUUUUGGAUAAACCGAAGGAAGAGAAAAAAGUGGAUUAUAUCGAAUGUCUAGAUGAAAAGGUGAUUAAGGUGGUUAAUAAAGAAGAGAAGACAGAGGAACCUCUUGUUAUUCCACUGUUGCGAUCUAAUACUUGGUAUGAUAGAAUUAUUAAUAGAAUAGAUGCUUCAAAGUCAGAAAUAAGUAAUGACAGUAUACAAAAUACUAAGCCUAAGGAAGAAUCAUAUAUAGUAUCUAAUAGUGUUUUAACACCGAUUUAUCAGAUUGGUUCUCUCUCUAAUAUACAAAUAAGAACAGAGUCACCAGUUGAAAAUAAAACUCUUACUUUGGAUGAACAGACAGCUGAAAAAAUUGUAGUGAAACAAAUUGUAGAUGAUCUGAACUUUUCAGAAAAAAAGAAGGAUAAAUCAUGCAAUAUAAUUAUACCCUUAGUUAAGGAACAAGAUUUAAAGGAUGUGAAAGAAAGCACAUUAGAAAAUUACGAGAAAGUGCCACCAAAUACUUUUAGUUCAGCCAUGUUACGAGAUAUGGAAUGGAAACCUAGUUCUCCCUCUAAUGUACAAAUAAAUAUGGAGUCACUCACUGAAAAUAAAACUCUUACUUUGGAUGAACAGGCAGCUAAAGAAAUCAUAGAAGACCUCAACUCAUCAGAAAAAAAGGAUGAAUCAUACAAUAUAACUGUAUCCUUGGUUAAGGGAGAAGAUUUAAAGAAUGAGGAAAGCACAUUAGAAGAUUACGAGAAAGUGCCAGUAAAUAUCUUUGGUUCAGCCAUGUUACGAGGUAUGGGUUGGAAACCUGGCGAAGGAAUCGGUAAAAAUCCAAAGCUUGCAAAGCCCGUUGUUCCUGAAUUACGACCCUCGGGAAUGGGACUUGGUGCAGACAAAGUAGCAGUGCAAAAACUGAGUGGAAAGACUCAAAAAAAGGAGGAGGAAGAAUUAGUAAUGCAGAUAGGAAGUUUUAUAAAAAUUAUCGCUGGCAAGCAAGCCAAUGCUUAUGGCCAAAUUGAAGGCUUUAACGACGCGGGAAGAUUAAUCGUGAAAAUGGCACUGAGUGGAAAUAACAUUUUUGUGAACGAGAGCAUAGUUGAAGUAGUGACAAAGGCAGAAUAUUCCAAAAAUUCUAAAGUUUUAAAUGCUGCUAAAUAUGAAGAACAUAAGAAGAAGGAAGAUUAUAAACGGAGAUCUGUAUCGUUAGAAAAUUCUAGUAGUGAUAAUAGUGAUUUGGAUGUACCUGAAAGAAAAAGAAGACACAAAGAGAAUGACUACACACACAAAUCGAAGAAAUCAAGUAAAAAAUCAAAAUCCCAACAAAGGGAUUCAUUUGACAAUGCAAGUGACAGUGACAGUGACAAUAAAAGAAGACAUAGAAGCCGAAAGCGCUCCAGUAGUAGCGACAGGAGUAAAAGAAUGAAGAAGUCUAAGAAACACAAAGGAAGAAAUAAGGAAUGUGAACGACGGAAAGAUAAAACAUCAAUUGAGUCUUUUGAUAGAAGAAAAUACAAAAAGCAUAGAUCUCGAUCAUCUAGUAGACGAUAAUAUAUAUAAAUCGUGAUGUC
Monomorium pharaonis (pharaoh ant) is the source of this 1646-nucleotide messenger RNA. RefSeq names its product G-patch domain and KOW motifs-containing protein. NCBI's taxonomy places the organism in Eukaryota, Metazoa, Arthropoda, Insecta, Hymenoptera, Formicidae. Gene Ontology annotation, biological process: mRNA splicing, via spliceosome. The transcript is spliced from 6 exons. Bases 37 to 1626 code for a protein of 529 amino acids. Gene Ontology annotation, cellular component: spliceosomal complex. Gene Ontology annotation, molecular function: nucleic acid binding. The record is from RefSeq and is a predicted model, not a curated record.